Molecule: messenger RNA, 1238 nt
Organism: Rhodotorula graminis WP1
Lineage: Eukaryota; Fungi; Basidiomycota; Microbotryomycetes; Sporidiobolales; Sporidiobolaceae
Product: glycosyltransferase family 17 protein
Exons: 5
Coding region: 1-1188 (395 amino acids)
Biological process (GO): protein N-linked glycosylation; N-acetylglucosamine metabolic process
Cellular component (GO): membrane
Molecular function (GO): beta-1,4-mannosylglycoprotein 4-beta-N-acetylglucosaminyltransferase activity
Source: RefSeq, a predicted model, not a curated record
AUGCUCGCCCGACGCGUUCGCCCACUGCACCUCGUCGUCGCCCUCGUCGCCCUCGCACUCGUCUACGCCGCCCUCGUGCACCCCAACCUGCCCCGAGGCUACCUCGCCUACUCGACCAGGCCCCUGUGGGACACCUCGGAAGCCCCGACCGACGUCAUCCCCCACUACUGGGCCGACGACGCCCGCCCCGACGACCUGUGCCACCUGCACGGCUGGCACGCGCGACCACACCCUGUGCCCCAAGUCUGGGACGCCACCAUCUUCUCGACCGAACUCGACCUCCUCCUCGUGCGCCUGCACGAGCUGUCGCCCGUCGUCGCGCGUUUCUUCAUCCUCGAGUCGGACCGCACCUUUACCGGCCUUGCCAAGCCGCGCAUCCUCUCGGCCGCGCUCGACGCCGACCCGCGCUUCAAGCCCUACCUGCCCAAGAUCACGUACCGCCCUUUUACCGGCGCCGAGCUCGCUGCGGGCGAGUCGCCGUUCGAGCAGGAGAUUGCGCUCCGCCGCGCCAUGACGGACCUCCUCCGCUCCGAGUACCCGGCCGACCCGCACACGCCGCCGCCCGUCCUCCUGUUGAGCGACGUCGACGAGGUGCCCUCGCGCAAGACGGCCGCGCUCGUCGAGGCGUGCGCGUUUGCCGCGCCCGAACUCGGCAAAGGCUCGGCGUUGCACCUCGGCAUGAGGAGCUUCUUGUACAGCUUUGAGUGGGAGGAGGGCGGCGAGACGAGCUCAUGGAGGGCGACGGCCGUCGAGUGGCCGCAGCGCGGCAGAGGGUCGGACGAGUUCUACAGGCACGGCAAGGUCACCGAGCGUGUUCUCGCCAACUCGGGCUGGCACUGCUCCUGGUGCUUCCGCCGCCUGUCCGACUUUGCGACAAAGGCGACCGGCUACUCGCACGUCGACCGCCUCGGCUCGCGCCCGGCUCACCUCCUCAAGCCCGAGCGCAUCCAGCACACCAUCUGCGCCGGCCUCGACUUUUUCGCAAUGUUGCCAGAGGCGUACACGUACCGCGACUUGUUCAACAAGCUCAGGCUGGUCCCGAGCAAGAGCGCGACCGACAUCCCGACGUACGUCGUCGAGCACGCCGACGAGCUGCGGUACCUCCUCCCCGGCGAGGGCAACUGCAUCCGCGAGGACGCGCCCGGGCGGUCGUCGUCCUCGUCGUCGUCGUCGUCUCGUCGGACGUAGCGCACAGAGGGCGAGAGGGCUUGUUGUACUUUAGCGAGGGCUUUGCGAGA